CACCCCACGCGCAAUCAAUAGCACCCCCUUCCCUCUAUAGCAUGUAUAUAUACAUUUAUUAUCCCUCGUUCUCCAACACAUCAAUAUUCGAUCUCCUCCAUAUUUAACACUAUAGCUCUCUCUCUUGAUCAGAAACAUUAAUUCACCCAACCUCUCUACCAAAACCCCUCUCUCUCUCUCUCUGUCUCUCUUCUCUCUGUCUCUCUCUCUCUGUCUGUGCCAGUGACCUGCUUAAAAACACAGCAGCAACACGUUUUUCUGAGAAGAUUAUCAAUGGAGAUGGAGUCUUGUGUACCGCCGGGCUUUAGAUUUCACCCAACGGAGGAAGAACUCGUGGGUUACUACCUUGCGAGAAAGAUUAACUCACUGAAAAUCGAUCUAGAUGUUAUUGUUGACAUUGAUCUCUACAAAAUGGAGCCAUGGGACAUCCAAGCCAGAUGCAAGCUAGGGUAUUAUGAACAGAAUGAGUGGUACUUCUUCAGUCACAAAGAUAAGAAGUAUCCAACUGGAACGCGGACUAAUAGAGCCACUGCUGCUGGAUUCUGGAAGGCAACGGGAAGGGACAAGGCCGUGCUCUCCAAGAACCGAAUCAUAGGGAUGAGAAAGACUCUGGUGUUCUACCAAGGACGAGCACCCAAUGGUAGGAAAUCUGACUGGAUCAUGCAUGAAUAUCGUCUCCAAACAACUGAGCAUGGACCUCCUCAGGCAAAAGGAUGGGUCGUGUGUCGGGCAUUCAAGAAGCCCACUCCUAAUCAUAGACAAGGUUUCGAAGCUUGGACUCAUGCCUACUAUGUCAGAGAAAACAGCCAAGUUAGCCGGCCUCCGUCAUUUUCAGAUUUCGCAAGCACAACAGAUCAAGUGGUUCAUCCAAACAUUCAAGCUCCAGCUUUUCAUGAACCCAUCAGUUCAGCACAACAAGAGCUUGUUUGCAGCCACAAUGUUUUGGACAGCCAGCUUCUUGAGCUACCGCAACUAGGUAGUCCCACUCUAUCAACAAGUUUGGCAACAAAGGAAGGGUUUCAUCAUCAGCAUAAUGGUUUAGCCAUCGAAGAUUUCGAAGAGGAAAGGAGCAUCAGCAGCCAAUAUAUUGACUGGAGAAAUUUGGAUAACUUACUAGCAUCACAGUUUCCUGGCACAACAUCCUUUUCCCAUCAAAACUUGCCAUUAAUAUCCCAGAACAAUGAGCUUGAAGCUCAAAGCAAUGCAUGCUUUCCUGACUUAUAACAAAAGAUCAUGCAUGCAUAAACGCAAUCUAUAUUAAUUAAGAUAAUGGCUGAUCAUCAUAAUAACAGUCCGUGUCUGCUAGAGUUAAGAAUUGUUGAAUUCCCGUUUAGAAUUGUCAAAGAGAGUCCACACUAAAACACACACUCAUAAAUUAGAGGAAGAGUACUGCAUUUGAUGCGAUAAAGGGAGACUUCCUACAGAGAAAACUAUCUCAUGAUACUAUUUUAGGGCUCUAGGUGAAAGUUUUUAUUCACCAUCCUACUUGUUUGUGCUAUUUUGUAAUUGUAAAUUGUGCUCCAUUAAUUACAUGCAUUAAUUUGUACUCAAUGAGUUUUCUUUUGUUGUAAAAUUGCAUUUUGUACAUUAUCCAUCAGUACUCUGGAACAUAAUGCAAUUAUGACUUCUUCUUUUU
Alnus glutinosa is the source of this 1636-nucleotide messenger RNA. RefSeq names its product NAC domain-containing protein 30-like. Lineage: Eukaryota; Viridiplantae; Streptophyta; Magnoliopsida; Fagales; Betulaceae. Gene Ontology annotation, molecular function: DNA binding. The record is from RefSeq and is a predicted model, not a curated record. Gene Ontology annotation, biological process: regulation of DNA-templated transcription. The transcript is spliced from 4 exons. The coding region runs from base 274 to 1224 and encodes 316 amino acids.